AUGUCCGGAGCCGAAGCUGCAAUAGCUGGUGUGGGAUUCUUGUGCAGUGCGAUACAAAUCGUCACUUUUGGUAGAGACAUCCUUCAAGUCUACUGUCAAGUUCGUGAUGGUCGAUCUCCUGACCCAAGAUUGGAAGGAUACCUCAAGAGUGCGGAGGCUUGCUUCAACCAUAUCAAGACUUCAGCUUCGGCGACAUCUCAAACCCAAGCAUUGCACAGCGACCAACAGCAGAUUGUCAACGUUGGCCAAGAGUUGCAUGACUCUAUGGUUGAACUUCAGACUAAAUUCGCCGAGCUCCAUCUUGAUGAUGCAUCUAAACGUGGAGUGCGCGGGAAAUUACGAGUAGGGAAGAAAGCCGCAGCAUCUAUGUGGCACUCCAAAGAACUCGCAAGUCUUGAGGAAAGUCUGAAAAGAUAUGAAAGCCUUCUCCACGGUGUCAUACUACAUCGAGUGUCCAACCAGGUCCAGGCGGUGGAAGCUCAGUCAAGUCAGCACUUCCAUCAUCUGAAUGUACAUCUGCAAUCAUUUAUCACAAAGCUAGCGGAUGGGUGUACAAAUCUGUCCGAGCUAUCACGCGUCUCACUCGAGACAAAAGAUCGAGUCACGCAAGAGCACGAAAAAACACGAACUGCCAUUGAUCAGGGCUUCGCUUCCACGCAGGGCACCAUUACGAACAUCCGCGACUCAACGUCCCAGCACUUUCAAGACUCAUCCCAACGUGAGAUGAGUAAAAUCCUGGAGCGACGCCAUGAGAGACUACUCAACAGUCUCAGAUUUUCUGAAAUGAACAGCCGCAAGAAUCAAGUAUCUGAGAACUACCCUGGAACAUUUUCCUGGGUGUUUAAAAACACGUCCUGCAGUAGCCGAAGUCAUUCACCUUUAACCGAUAUGUCGACCUCAACAAGUUCACCAGACCCUGACAAUUUUCCCAUUUGGUUACAGUCCGACUCAAAUCUAUUCUGGAUCAGUGGUAAGCCCGCUUCCGGGAAAAGCUCACUCAUGAAAUUUCUUGCAACCAAUUCCUUGACAAGAGAACAUCUCGAGAUUUGGCAGCACAACACGCAGAACAAGAACGGCAAGCUGCGCAUCAUUGCCCAUUACUUCUGGAAGCCGGGCCAAUUGUUGCAGAAGAACAUUCAAGGAAUGGUUCUUUCUCUUCUAUAUCAAGUGCUCUGCAAGGAUCUUUGUCUCGCUCAACAGCUGUGGGAAGAUCAAGACGAUGUUUCCGACAAGCGAGCUCAUGGAGAUUGGAGUCUCAACGAGCUUAGAGAAACUCUCUGUCACGCAAUCAAGUCUUCAAGUGAUUGUUUUUGCAUUUUUCUGGAUGGGCUGGAUGAGGCAAGAGAGUUCGAGCGCUUAUCAUGGCGCGAUAGUGGGAAUGCACGGGUCAUUCAUGACCUGCUAUGUCUCGACAAUGUCAAGAUAUGUGCUUCUAGCAGAGAAGAACACCCGUUCUGCCUUUUUUUCGAAAGCCAACCACGCUUAAGAAUUCAUUUACUUACAUACAACGAUAUCUAUUGUUAUGCGAAGCAAAGAUUGGAGCUGACUGGGCUAGAUCCUCACAACCGACAUGGAAUUCUACAAAGCGUUAUAAGGAAAGCAGACGGUGUAUUUCUCUGGGUCGUCUUAGUUCUCGAUAGCCUAAAUCGAGCAAUACGAUCAGGGUCAGCCAGUACCCGUGAAUUGAAGGAGCGUCUUGCACAGACUCCUGCAGAUUUGAAUGAUCUCUUUAUUGAUAUGUGGGAGCGACCAGGAGACGAUGCCAAACUAUCAAGUCACAAAAUCGAUGCCUCUCGUUACUUAAGCCUGGCUGUUACAGCAAACAAGCUAGAAGAGCAUCUUCCUUUUUCCACUGGUUUCAAUAACAUGAAUUCCUUACUAGUUAUUACUACUGCUCUGGAGGAUGGGCCGGUGACAUCAAUUUUGGACACUGGUCGAUGUAUCCUGGCAAAAGACCUUGAAGACAAAUGUUCAGCGGUGGCAGAUCGGCUACGAUUAGUUAGCCGUGGGCUACUUGAGAUAGUAACAGCUACUAACGGGGAUGGAGUUGAAGGAAGUUCACGCUUGACUCGCUACAGAACCGAGAUGGUCGUUUUCAUUCACAGAUCUGCUUUCGACUUUAUUACUGAUACACAAUUCGGUCGCGAGUGCCUGAGUACCUGUGGAUGGUCCUCAACUGAGCAGGUUUCCAGAUUAUUCGCAGGCCAUCUUGUCAGAUGCCGAUUUGUAAGGGAUCAGCCAGCGAUAAUCAAUCACAUAACAACAGGAAAAAUGACUUAUGAUAUCAUUAUCGCACCCUCCCACCAAGUGCGAAGGGCCUUGUCGAUAACCUAUAGUUGGGGAAACAGCAGCUUGUCUUUCGAAAACAGCAUGUUACCAAUAAUCAAGGAUUGGCAGAGAUCUGGCUUGUUUUCUGCCCAAUCUCGUUGGAAAUAUCCCCAAGGUUCAAGAGUUCCGUCAGAUCUUUGGGAAUUGGAAUUUCUUGAACAGCUCAUGGGGAUAGCCCCCCGAUUCACUAUCGUUGCUGGUGCACUCGACCAACUUCAAAUUCAUCGUCUCAUUGAAGCCAUACCUGCUCUGCUUCGAGGAUUCCCAAACAUGAUGGGAUAUGGCGUGUUAGAACCGCUUCUUUGCGAGUCGAUCGGAUACGUCUUGACCCAAUACAACGCUCUUACUGCAUUCGUGGUUUAUUACCAUGUGCCUUUCUGCUAUAUCUUGGCCCAGAGAGCCAGAAAAGUCAGAAUUGCAGGGCAUCUUGGACCUGCUUUAUCGAUUCAGGACCAUUUUGUGUUCAACAGAUGA
Messenger RNA from Fusarium poae, 2802 nucleotides. RefSeq lists its product as uncharacterized. Bases 1 to 2802 code for a protein of 933 amino acids. The transcript is spliced from 2 exons. NCBI's taxonomy places the organism in Eukaryota, Fungi, Ascomycota, Sordariomycetes, Hypocreales, Nectriaceae. The record is from RefSeq and is a predicted model, not a curated record.